Messenger RNA from Ceraceosorus guamensis, 591 nucleotides. RefSeq lists its product as hypothetical. NCBI's taxonomy places the organism in Eukaryota, Fungi, Basidiomycota, Exobasidiomycetes, Ceraceosorales, Ceraceosoraceae. Bases 105 to 431 code for a protein of 108 amino acids. The record is from RefSeq and is a predicted model, not a curated record. The transcript has a single exon.
CCCUGAUCCAUCUUUAUAGUGACCAUCCAGUGCUGCAGCAGCUGUCCACACCAGACCCUGAUCGUUUUCCUGGUGCCUCUCGACUCGUGACUGCAGACAAUCACAUGCUCGGGUCAUUACACAGCCCACACAAACCAAAUCUUGGGGGCCAAACGCGCGUCCGCAGCAGCGCCCAGACGAUUGUUAGGCUUCUCCCGGCCCGUUCCUCCUACUCAUCGACCAAAUUACGGGCGCACAGGGGUGUGGUGGUGAUAGGUUUCAUCCUUCACCAUACCUCGACUGCCACCGCAGCUCGCCAAGAUCCCACCCUUCACUCCACAAGACUCCGCGCCGCCCACCAACAGCCCCAUCGUCGUUCAAGCCUCUGCUCCAGCAGCAGCAACCACAACAACGCCAGCGAGCGCAAUUGCUCUUACCAGCGAAAAUCUUGAUACCGGCAAUCUGGAGCGGCGGCGAAGGACCAGAACUAGAUCAGAAGUCGAUUCGGACAGCGAAGCCGAGGCGAGACAAGCGUCUCGAAGUGUUCGACGCGCGGUAGUGACCACGCGCGCAACAAGUGGCGAAGCCGAGCCAAGACGCAGCACGAGCCUG